Lymnaea stagnalis (great pond snail) is the source of this 1018-nucleotide messenger RNA. NCBI's taxonomy places the organism in Eukaryota, Metazoa, Mollusca, Gastropoda, Lymnaeidae. The record is from the annotation of a GenBank genome assembly.
GUGUCCGUGGUUUGCCUCACACUGACCAUAGUGACGUACCUUCGGUUUCCAACCUUGAGGACUGUGCCCGGGAUAAACAAUAUAUUCUUAAGCCUGAGUCUGCUGCUCGCACAAGUAUUUUUGAUGACGAGUUAUCACGUGUAAGUCCUUGAACUUUUAAUCAAGUUUUUUCAUUUUCUUAGAGUUUGGCUUGUUUGGUUAAAAGAAACUGCUCGUUGGGUCGAUAACAGGUAUGUGUAUGAUGCUGUUUUUUCGACUAAUGUGGACAUGUUUAGAAUCAUAUAGACUCAUUCAUUCAUAUUUAGAAUUAUAUGGAAUAAUUUGUUAAUCUUUUCCCGUAAUAUUUUGCUGCCCGUAUGAGACUCUAUUUUCGCUAUUUGAGAUAUGGUAAUAUCAAAACAGUAUCAAGGGUCCAGAAAUGUUUUGACCCAUCGUGUCCAGGGCUUCAUAUCUCCACAUCUCAGCCAUCAGUGUAUAAAUACAACUGCCGGAGUUAAUUAAUAAUCUAUGGGGGGGGGGGGCAAGAUGGGGGUUGGUGUGAGGAUUGGGGGCUAAAUUAGCUGAACUCGUAAUUCUGCUUAGUUUAGUUGUUUUUUUUUUUUUUAGAAGUUAGCAUCUUUGGGCCAAAAUUACAUAUUUAGUCAAAAUGGAAGUAAAAUAAAUGAAAUAUUAAAUUAUGUUAAGAAACAAUCUAAAUUAUCAAUUUUUACAUCGAUUUUCCAGAAGAAGCCCUGGCCUGCUCUGCACCACUGUCGGUAUCCUAACCCACUUCUUGUGGCUGUGGAUGUUCUCAUGGACGUUCAUCUGUAGCUGCCAUAUGUUCAGGGUCUUCUCCUCUAAAACGGCCAACGUCACGCUUGCCCCGAACUCCGGUGCGAAAACUAUGAUUAGAACUGUGCUGCUAUCCUUGAUACCACCAAGCAUCAUAGUGGCAACUGUUAUUGUAACAACGACACUGUCUUUCAAAACGAUUGGCUACGGACAUGCGAGCUGUUAUAUUGAUUCGCGGAUUGUUAUG